AUGAGGAACAACCAGUUAUACUGCCAGACUCCACCUUCAAUUACUGUCCGGAUGAAACCCGUGGGAACAAGAUCAAAUCAACAAAGGAAAAGAACAAAGUUAAAGCCAUCAUGUAUACCAAAAGCUCAGAAAAUGCACAGAAAGAAUACUGAUGUUAUUUCAAAAUCCAAGCAUACGAGAGGGCCUUGUCUCAUUAUUCAGCGGCAAGAAAUGGCAGCUUUCUUCAAACUAUUUGAUGAUGACUUAAUACAAGACUUUCUAUGGAUGGAUUGCUGCUGUAAGGUCUCUGACAAGUAUCUUCUAGCGAUGACCUUUGUUUAUUUCAAGAGAGCUGGUUUUGAAAUAAGUGAACAAACGAGAAUGAAUUUCUUUGUUGCUUUAUACUUAGCCAAUACCAUGGAGGAGGAUGAGGAGGAAUACAAGUAUGAAAUUUUUCCAUGGGCUCUUGGAAAAAAAUGGAAGAAGUUAUUUCCAGAUUUCUUAAAGCAACGAGAUCAGCUUUGGGCAAAAAUUAGUUUUAGGGCAGCUGUGAGUAAACGCUGUUGUGAGGAGGUUAUGGCAAUUGCUCCAUCCCAUUACAUCUGGCAACGGGGAAGGCCACUGCAUCACAGUGGUGCUAUCAGAAGGUAUACGCGAAAUGAAGUCAAAAUACCUCGGGGUCCCUGUGAUACACCAGUUCACUGUUCGCUUUGUGGCCAGAAAGAGGGUUUCUUCAGCAUGCAUAUAUCAUCAUCAUCAUCCUCCUCCUCUUGUGAAAGUUUGAUAAUAACUAAGAAAGACUUGUAUCAUAGUAAUGCUGAGCAGCAUCCAGAUAACAUCGAAUUUAAUACCUACUAUUCCACAACUGAUUGUCAAACUGUACAAAAUGGGCAAAGAAAAUAUAACAUUUCAGUGAAGGAUAGAUCCAUGGACUGGUUUAAUGGAAAUGAGGAGUGA
Messenger RNA from Stegostoma tigrinum, 936 nucleotides. It is a transcript of the gene spdya, whose product is annotated as speedy/RINGO cell cycle regulator family member A. The record is from RefSeq and is a predicted model, not a curated record. NCBI's taxonomy places the organism in Eukaryota, Metazoa, Chordata, Chondrichthyes, Orectolobiformes, Stegostomatidae. Gene Ontology annotation, biological process: positive regulation of cyclin-dependent protein serine/threonine kinase activity. Bases 1 to 936 code for a protein of 311 amino acids. Gene Ontology annotation, molecular function: protein kinase binding. The transcript is spliced from 6 exons.